Lasiodiplodia theobromae is the source of this 6399-nucleotide messenger RNA. RefSeq names its product Phosphatidylinositol 3-/4-kinase catalytic. Gene Ontology annotation, biological process: DNA repair. The coding region runs from base 1 to 6399 and encodes 2132 amino acids. Lineage: Eukaryota; Fungi; Ascomycota; Dothideomycetes; Botryosphaeriales; Botryosphaeriaceae. Gene Ontology annotation, molecular function: protein binding; protein serine/threonine kinase activity. The transcript has 5 exons. The record is from RefSeq and is a predicted model, not a curated record.
AUGGUUGCUUCGCUUACUUCUCUUGGAUCCGACCUUUUCGAUAAUCUCGGCAUCAACCCUUUCAUAAUAUCCUUGUCGAGGGCUCUUGUGGACCGCCAAAAGCCGAAGGACUCCAUUGAAUUAAUGGAACUUGAUGAAUUCGACUCACAAACCAGCAACCGCAUCUCGAACGGAGAGAUACCAGAUCUUCCAAGAGACGAACUUCUUGCAACUCUGGGUGUCAACGCUACACGUACCACAAUAUCGGCUACUUUGUUCCUGCUUGCCUCUGCAAUUGAGGAUGAAGAUGAUUUACUGGAUCAUGAAUCAUCAAAUUCUCGGAUUCCUAGAGCCUUCCAACGCCACAUAGUCGCUUUACCUGCAAGCGAGCGCAUGAUGUGCAAACAAUUGAUCUCGGAUAUCCUGGCUUCUCAGUUACUGCUGACUGCCGAGGAUGGCGAGGCACUUCUGCAAGUCGCGGCCGACGAGUUCUUAGACCUCUAUGAAUAUGAACGCUGCGAAGUUGCCAUUGGGUUCUGCGUGGAACUAAUGAGAGGCACUGUGAUGGCUUGGACAGAUCACGAGUCAAAGGCAUACGGCCUUGGAGCUGAUGUAUACGAGUGGUUUACCAAGAAGGCGCUGAAGGCGGGAAGUGUAUCGCCUGCGGUGCAAAUCAAGGUGGCAGACCUUUUCCAAAAGCUCUUACAGGUCCAACCGGACUAUGCCCAGAGCCUGAGCCUGCCGUCAGUGCGAACCAGCUUGUUUUCAAUGCUUCAAAAUGCGAGCAUACCCGUCAAGUUCCAUAUCAUCAAUUUCCUGCCAGAAAUAUUCGAAUAUUUCGUCUUGGGCAAACACGACGCAAUAUUCGAGGACGUUUACGAAAGCCUUCCCAAAAACGAGAGUUUAGAAGGAAUGGCGUUGCGGCUUCUGGCAUUCGGCCGCCUGGGGGCAGCCUGGCACACGUUGUUACGACGAAGCGUCUACCACAUAUUCGAGGCUGCUGGUCUUGUGAAAGAAUCGGUCAGUCAUGCUGCCCGUUGCAUCCAGAUGAUUUCGGACUCGUUGAAUCUUGAGAGUCCAAAAUCCGUCUUCGAGCUUUUUGCGCCUCAGGUGCUAUACACGUGGAUGGGCAACAAUCAAGAGAACACGCAAAGGCUCGAGGAUAUUCCAUACUCCAUUUUCGGCUAUGAGAGCUUAGCCUCCCUCUUGGAGGAUUCGCAAGUCGAGGUGUACGGCCAGCUGGCCAUGCGUAACAAUGAAGAGGAGGUGCCGGUUGUCCUAGAGGCUCUCAAGAUUUCUCAAAAAGAACUAGCCGAGCGGAGUUUCUCCAAGGCCGCCGGCUAUGCGAUUGCUUGGGAUCAAUGUCGCGCUCGCGGAUCUCAACGCGAGAAUGCUACGCAGAGCAACGAAAAAGCACUCCGAGUGGUUUUGGGCGACGAUACCUACAGAAAUCUCGUGAAGCAGCAAUUUCCCUGCGUCUUAGCCGUGCUCAUUUCGACCAUGGAAGACGUAGAUUUGAUUGGGAAGUCGAUUCACAAAUAUCCCGAAUUCCAAAGGGUAGAAGAUGCCACGAAUGAGAUGCGAAGUAUCAGCUCUUCCAGCAUCUCAUUACCCGGCGAUCAACAGCCACUUUUCCAAGCCAAGCAUAUCUUCGAUGAAAUCAAGCGCCUAUGCCGCCGUACUGGGUACGACCACGCAAGCUUUUGGACUCCCGAUUGUUUUGUGUAUGUCAUGCGCUAUCUUCUCGAUAAGAUACACCCAGCACUCGGCUCUCUUCAUGCUUGUUCUAUGAUUAGGAAGAUCCGGUUUCUUGUGGCCCUUGCUGGCCCAAUUUCGUUUGAGACCUACCCUCUCCAGAUGACGCUGGGCUCACUCAGGCCAUUCCUGACGGAUGCUCAGUGUGCAGAAGACACGCUCGGGAUCGUGCGCUAUUUGCUCCAACACGGAAAACACCAUCUUAUGGAUCAACUUUCGUUCGUGGCCGGUAACUCGAUAUCCAUUCUAAUUUCCCUUCGGAUGGUUUUCUCUUCUUCCCAAGACAGCACCACGCAGGAGAGCCAGCAUCUUGCGACUGUGCAGAAAGCACAAGACUUCGACAAAUGGUUUUGCGACUACCUCGAAUCCUACGUGCAAGAACUUCUACAAUCAACAACAAGCAGAAGCACCAAAGCGUCUUUGGAGCUUUUCCGGUCCAUGAUCCAUGCUGCGAGGGACAUCCGCACGAUGGGUAAUGCGACGAAGAACACCCCAGAGAGCAAGCUGCUUAAGUCCUUGCUGGAAGACGAAUCAAGUGAAAAGAGGUUGCUGAACGGUCCUUCACAGGACUUGGCUUACAGCUUGCUCUGCCGCGAGUUUCAACUCCCGACGUCCUUCCGGGAAGAUUUUCUUGGAGACAUUGACCAAGCUGCUCGAUUUGCCACGCAGGUUUGGAAGUCGAGCCAAAGAUCGAACAACAGCAAGCAGUAUCUCUUGUGGGCAGCACGAGUUCUUGGAAGAAGCUACAGCGCCACUGGAGUGGUUCAGGAAAGUCUGCGUAAGACGAUUCGCGAGAAAAACGGGGCAAACUUACGAGGUCGGAAAUCCAGAACCUCACGCAUGCUUAUUGUUGAAAACCUUGCAGCGCUUUUGCAAGGUGACAAUCCGCGCAAAGCAGGCCUUGCCGAGCGAACUCUAAGAGAGAUUCUAUCUGAAAACGACAACAAGAAGCCUGCGUAUGUCGAACAGGCUGAGGAGAUCAAACAGGUGCUUCCUCCUGCUCUUGUGGCGGGAUUGACAAUGAAUGAUGCCUUUAGGAUACCCCUCCUUCAGCCAACUUUCAGCCAAAGUGUCGAGGCGACCGCGUUCCCUCAAAGCCACAAGAAGAUAUCCAAUUGGAUCUCCGACCUGUGCAUCUCUCUGGCAAAAUCUACUCCCCAUGAUAGAGUCGUUUGUGCCUUGCCAAAGUGUCUUUCGGAGAUCCCGUCUCUAAGCGAAGAACUUUUCCCUUACAUCCUUCACCUGGCACUGGAGCGAGAUGCCAGCAGUGGUGAGACGAUCAAGGAUACCAUAUCGGAAGCUUACCGAAGGUGGUUUGAGCAAGAGAAGGAUGAAGAUGCGCCUUACCUGAAAGUUCUGCUCCGCUCAGUCUUGUACCUCCGGACACAGCAGAUUCCAAGCGAGAAGAACAUUUCGGACCGCGUGCGCUGGUUGGACAUCGACUAUCUCAGCGCAUCUGGGGCAGCCGCCAGAUGCGGCAUGUACCGAGCAGCUCUUCUACUUGCAGAAACUCAUGCGUCGCAACCAGCCAAAGCGUCACGACGUUCCUCUACCGUCCCGCAACACCAAUCGAUUCCUCUGGAUCUUCAGCUGUCAAUUUAUACAAACCUUGAUGAGCCGGACUCCUACUAUGGAGCGGAACAAGAACCGAGCCUGACGUCGGUCUUAAACCGUCUUGACUACGAGUCUGAUGGAUUCAAGGGGCUUCUUUUCCACGGUGCAAAGAUGGACAGCGAGAUGCGCCGUAAUAAGACAGUUUCCCCAUCUGACUCAACCAGCGUCGUCAGAGACCUCACAAUGCUGAAUCUCAAUAGUUUGACUCACGCCAUUUCGUCAAACGAGGAUCUUCGCAAUAAUGGAGACAACCUUAAACAUACGCUUGAAGUUGCUCAGAAGCUAGAGCAAUGGGACAUUAAGGCACCUUCCUCUCAGAAAUGCGACGCAGCGGCGGUCUACAAGGUGUUCCAGGGUAUGAGCAUGUCUACAGACUUGGCUUCCGUGCGCAAGAACUUGGACCAGAGUUUCUUGGAGACAAUUGAAGCUUGCAUUGAACCGAACGCCUCCACCAGAACACUGCAAUCUUCCCUCCGCUCGUUUGCUGUGCUCAACGAAAUCGAUGAAAUCAUGACCGCUAAAGAUUCCGAAGAGCUGAAAGAAACCUGGCGGACGAUCAAGGAGCGUACGGGUUGGAUGAAAGAAGCGCGCAUGGAUGAUAUCCGGCCGAUUCUCUCUGCACGUGAAACGCUUUGGAGUAUGCUGAGCAAGUCUCCGAGCUUGCAAGGGAUCAUAAAUACAGGGCCAAGGCAACUCCGCGAACGUGAAGCGGAUGCGUUGAUCAACGGCUCAGAGGUCUACCGAAAGCAUGGCGCUCUGCAAGAGCUUCUUGCAAGUGCCACUUAUCUUGCAGACAUUGUUCCGAACUGUCGCGAGGUCGGAUACGAAAUUGGCAAUGGUGCCAAGUACCAAGUUGCUAGGGUUCUUUGGGACCAGGGUGAGAAGAACACAUCUAUCAGGAUGUUACAACAAUUGGAGGAGCAGACCAAGAACAAGAAAGAUCCAACCGUUGCCCGAACCAUAUUGCUGACAAAGUUGGGCCAAUACACUGCGGAGGCUCGUCUUAAGAAGCCCGAAGAAGUCAUGAAGCAGUACAUGGAGCCAGCUAUCCGGGAGCUCAGGAACAACACCACGGGUCAAAUCGCUGGCCAGGCUUAUCACGCGUUUGCGAGCUUCUGCGACCAGCAACUUCAAAGUCCGGAACUGCUCGAAGACCAAAACCGGAUGAGGCUAUUGGCCGAGAGAAAAGAAGCUGAUGCUUUAGAACAGCAAGCGAGGAGAGCGCGGAAGUGGUUCACCAUGGACAUGCAGGAAGCCCAAAAAUUGGGAGACAGCCGGGUUGCAUUCCUCCGGCAGAGUCUGGAGAACUAUCUACUGACAUUGCAGGCCUGCAACGACUACGAUAAUGACGUCUUCCGGAUGUUUUCUCUCUGGCUUGAGUACUCGCACCUUCCACUAGCCAACAACGCUGUGUCCAAGUACAUUCAGCCUGUUCCGAGCAGCAAGUUCGUUGUCCUCAUGAACCAACUUUCAUCUCGCCUCCUGGACCAAAGUACAGAUUUCCAGAAUAUCCUGUCCUCGUUGGUUUUCAGGAUUUGCAAGGACCAUCCAUACCAUGGCAUGAACCAUAUCUACGCUGGCUCCUACAGUGAGAGAAAUAUGAAAGACGAGACCGUCAAGUCCCGUUACGCGGCUACGAAGAAUAUCGGCAGGCAGCUGAAGAACGACAAAGCCAGUCACGAGAUGUGGGAGCGUAUCAGCAAAUCAAACACUAUCUAUAACGACUUGGCAAUGUUUGUCGACACCACCAUGUUCAAGAUGGGAAGGGACUACGAACUGCAAAGAUAUCCCAUCUCCAAAAAGCUUGUCACUGCGAUCCCGGGUCUCAAAGUCCCACCAAUCACCAUGCAUAUCACUGUACAGAGCAGCGCAAAUUACCGAGACGUUCCAAAGAUCCAUAGGUUCAAAUCUACAAUGGGAAUUGCCAAUGGACUCAGCCAGCCAAAGGUUGUCACAGCAAUCGCCGACAACGGCCAACCGUACAAGCAGCUGUACAAAUCUGGCAACGAUGACCUGAGACAAGACGCAAUCAUGGAGCAGGUCUUCGAGCACGUCAGCCAGCUCUUGCGAAACCACAUGGCGACUCGCUUGCGAAACCUCAACAUCAGGACUUACAAGGUCGUGCCGCUCACCCACCGGUCCGGUGUGAUCGAGUUUGUCCAGAACACAAUGCCGCUCAUGAACUACCUCGACAGCGCGCACCAAACCUACUAUCCAAAAGACUGGAGCCAGAGCCAGUGCCGCACCAAGAUCGCCAACAUCUCCGCGCACUCGCAUGAGGAGCGGCUGAAGGUGUACAAGGAGGUGUGCCGCAACUUCAACCCGGUGCUGCGCUACUUCUUCCUGGAGCGCUUCGAGGACCCGGACGACUGGUUCGAGAAGCGGCUGGCGUACACGCGCAGCACGGCGGCAAUCAGCAUCCUGGGCCACGUGCUGGGGCUGGGCGACCGCCACUGCCACAACAUCCUGCUGGACCAGCAGUCGGGCGAGGCCGUCCACAUCGACCUCGGCGUCGCCUUCGAGGCCGGCCGCGUGCUGCCCGUGCCAGAGGUCGUGCCCUUCCGCCUCACGCGCGACCUCGUCGACGCCAUGGGCUACCCGGGCAUCGAGGGCGUCUUCCGCCGCUGCUGCGAGUUCACCCUCGACACGCUGCGCGACGAGCGCGACUCCAUCAUGACCAUCCUCAACGUCCUGCGCUACGAUCCGCUCUACUCGUGGAGCGUCUCCCCGCUCAAGGCUAAGAAGAUGCAGGAAGAGGCGCAGAAGGAGGCUGAGGGCAAGACUGAGAACAACGGCGGCGGCGGUGCUGCCGCUUCGGACGAUCCGAGCGGUGCGGGGGGUGCGGAUGAACAGAGGUUCUUGUUGGAAAUUCCGACGAAGAAGAAGGAGGAUGAGGAGGUGCAGGGUGAAGCUGGCCGCGCGCUGAGCGUCGUGGAGAGGAAGUUGAGCAAGGCAUUGAGCAGCGCUGCGGCCGUGGCGGAGUUGAUUCAGCAGGCGACGGAUGAGCGGAACUUGGCCGUAUUGUACGCGGGCUGGAGUGCAUGGUGUUGA